UAGCAGGGCGACGGAGAAGCGGGGGUCAGGGUCAAGCGACGAGUCAUCAACCCGCGCUCCAGAGCGCGGAAACCGAGGGGCGGGUUCCCUCUCUGCCGGCUUCGUGGCAUUUGGUUCGGCUCUCGCUGGAGGAGCGCGGUGGCGGCGCGGGAGGGAGCCUCUGCGUCUGGAACUCUAUUUUAAGAACCUCUCAAAACGAAACAAACAAAUCAUGGAGAAGAAUGGAAAUAACCGAAAGCUGCGGGUUUGUGUUGCUACUUGUAACCGUGCAGAUUAUUCUAAACUUGCCCCAAUCAUGUUUGGCAUUAAAACUGAACCUGAGUUCUUUGAACUUGAUGUCGUGGUACUUGGCUCUCACCUGAUAGAUGACUAUGGAAAUACAUAUCGAAUGAUUGAACAAGAUGACUUUGACAUUAACACCAGGCUUCACACAAUUGUGAGGGGAGAAGAUGAGGCAGCUAUGGUGGAGUCAGUAGGCCUGGCCCUAGUGAAGCUGCCAGAUGUCCUUAAUCGCCUAAAGCCUGAUAUCAUGAUUGUUCACGGAGACAGGUUUGAUGCCCUGGCUCUGGCUACAUCUGCUGCCUUGAUGAACAUCCGAAUCCUUCACAUUGAAGGUGGGGAAGUCAGUGGGACCAUUGAUGACUCUAUCAGACAUGCCAUAACGAAACUGGCUCAUUAUCAUGUGUGCUGCACCCGAAGUGCAGAGCAGCACCUGAUAUCCAUGUGUGAGGACCAUGAUCGCAUCCUUUUGGCAGGCUGCCCUUCCUAUGACAAACUCCUCUCAGCCAAGAACAAAGACUACAUGAGCAUCAUUCGAAUGUGGCUAGGUGAUGACGUAAAAUCUAAAGAUUACAUUGUUGCACUACAGCACCCUGUGACCACUGACAUUAAGCAUUCCAUAAAAAUGUUUGAAUUAACAUUGGAUGCACUUAUCUCAUUUAACAAGCGGACCCUAGUUCUGUUUCCAAAUAUUGAUGCAGGGAGCAAAGAGAUGGUUCGAGUAAUGCGGAAGAAGGGCAUUGAGCAUCAUCCCAAUUUUCGUGCAGUUAAACACGUCCCAUUUGACCAGUUUAUACAGUUGGUUGCUCAUGCUGGUUGUAUGAUUGGGAAUAGCAGCUGUGGGGUACGAGAGGUGGGAGCUUUUGGAACACCUGUGAUCAACCUGGGAACACGUCAGAUUGGAAGAGAAACAGGGGAGAAUGUUCUUCAUGUCCGGGAUGCUGACACCCAAGACAAAAUAUUGCAAGCACUGCACCUUCAGUUUGGUAAACAGUACCCUUGUUCAAAGAUAUAUGGGGAUGGAAAUGCUGUUCCAAGGAUUUUGAAGUUUCUCAAAUCUAUUGAUCUUCAAGAGCCACUACAAAAGAAAUUCUGCUUCCCUCCUGUGAAGGAGAAUAUCUCUCAAGAUAUUGACCAUAUUCUUGAAACUCUAAGUGCCUUGGCCGUUGAUCUUGGUGGGACGAACCUCCGAGUUGCAAUAGUCAGCAUGAAGGGUGAAAUAGUUAAAAAGUAUACUCAGUUCAAUCCUAAAACCUAUGAAGAGAGGAUUAAUUUAAUCCUACAGAUGUGUGUGGAAGCUGCAGCAGAAGCUGUAAAACUGAACUGCAGAAUUUUGGGAGUAGGCAUUUCCACAGGUGGCCGUGUAAAUCCUCGGGAAGGAAUUGUGCUGCAUUCAACCAAACUGAUCCAAGAGUGGAACUCCGUGGACCUCAGGACCCCCCUGUCUGACACUUUGCAUCUCCCUGUGUGGGUAGACAAUGAUGGCAACUGUGCUGCCCUGGCAGAAAGGAAAUUUGGCCAAGGAAAGGGACUGGAAAACUUUGUUACACUUAUCACAGGCACAGGAAUCGGUGGAGGAAUUAUCCAUCAGCACGAAUUGAUCCAUGGAAGCUCCUUCUGUGCUGCAGAACUGGGCCACCUUGUUGUGUCUCUGGACGGGCCUGAUUGUUCCUGUGGAAGCCAUGGGUGCAUUGAAGCAUAUGCCUCUGGAAUGGCCUUGCAGAGGGAGGCAAAAAAGCUCCAUGAUGAGGACCUGCUGUUGGUGGAAGGGAUGUCAGUGCCAAAAGAUGAGGCAGUGGGUGCACUCCAUCUCAUCCAAGCUGCCAAACUUGGCAAUGCGAAGGCCCAGAGCAUCCUAAGAACAGCUGGAACAGCUUUGGGUCUUGGGGUUGUGAACAUCCUCCAUACUAUGAAUCCCUCCCUUGUGAUCCUCUCUGGAGUCCUGGCCAGUCACUAUAUCCACAUUGUCAAAGACGUCAUUCGCCAACAGGCCUUAUCCUCCGUGCAGGAUGUGGACGUAGUGGUUUCGGAUUUGGUUGACCCCGCCCUGCUGGGUGCUGCCAGCAUGGUUCUGGACUACACAACUCGCAGGAUCUACUAGACCUCCAGGAACGGACAUGGCCUGAGACUCAAGAGUUCUGGAGUGGAAUCAAAUUCUUGUUUUUAGAAUACCAUUUCUUAACAAGCAAAUCUGGUAUUGAACUGCAGGUGACUAGCAGAGAAAUGUUUUUGCUUUUGGUCUCCUCUUCCAGAGUCACCUUUCCCAACUCUUAUUUUUGUAGAUGCUAUUCUUUCUGAUGUUUUCCUAGUAGGAGUCAUUUUAGCUCAAACCCUGUAAGUUCCAGUCACAAUUUUCUGUGCCAAACUAGCUAUAAUAAUAGACAAGGAAGCCUUAGAACUCUGCUUACUAAUGUAUUAAUGCCACUGAGACCUGCAAUCCUUGCCUGGGAUGUCACUUCAUCCUGAAGUUUGCAUUAAUAAUCCCUCCUGCCAGGCAUGGUAGCUCACGCUGGUAAUUCCAGCACUUUGGGAGG
Saimiri boliviensis boliviensis (Bolivian squirrel monkey) is the source of this 2813-nucleotide messenger RNA. RefSeq names its product glucosamine (UDP-N-acetyl)-2-epimerase/N-acetylmannosamine kinase (gene GNE). Gene Ontology annotation, biological process: UDP-N-acetylglucosamine metabolic process. Gene Ontology annotation, molecular function: N-acylmannosamine kinase activity; hydrolase activity, hydrolyzing O-glycosyl compounds; UDP-N-acetylglucosamine 2-epimerase activity. NCBI's taxonomy places the organism in Eukaryota, Metazoa, Chordata, Mammalia, Primates, Cebidae. The record is from RefSeq and is a predicted model, not a curated record.